AUGGUCGAGCUCGGCCCGUCAUUGCCCCGCGAGCCGGUCCAGCUCGCGCACAGCACGGCCCAGUCGGCAUCGCCGGCGCCCUUAUAUAUACACAUUCCUCGGUCUAGGUUUUGCACCUUCUCUUCCACCCACCACCAAUGGCAACCAGGGGAGGACGCGGCGGCAGGGGAGGACGCGGCGGCAGGGGAGGCCAACCGGGCGAGCCCGGCCAACCUGGCGAGCCCGGCCAACCUGGCCAGGGCGGCGGCCGCGGCGGAUCCGUGUUCGGGCCUCACGGCGGCGCCGGCGGCUUUCUCGUCAUUGGAGGCCGCGGCGGCAGGGGAGGGCGCGGCGGCAGGGGCGAGCCCGGCGAGCCUGGCCAACCGGGCCAGGGCGGCGGCCCCGGCGGCCGCGGCAGAUCCGCUUUGGUGUGAUCUAGUAGAACUUUCGACGUCGCUGGUGUUUAUGCGAUCAACAGUUUGA
Messenger RNA from Panicum virgatum (switchgrass), 462 nucleotides. Its product is annotated as testis-specific gene A8 protein-like. The record is from RefSeq and is a predicted model, not a curated record. The transcript is spliced from 2 exons. Lineage: Eukaryota; Viridiplantae; Streptophyta; Magnoliopsida; Poales; Poaceae. The coding region runs from base 1 to 462 and encodes 153 amino acids.